AUGAUUGUCGCUCUUGAAUACAUUCACUUGCAAGGUUUUGCCUAUCGUGACAUCAAGCUAGAAAAUGUUUUGUUGGACGCCGAAGGACACGUUAAACUCGUUGACUUUGGUUUGUGUAAGAAGUUAGGUGCUCGAGGACGAUCAAAAAGUUUUUGUGGAACUGAAGAGUACAUGGCUCCGGAGGUAAUAGCCCGCACCGGUCACAAUACAGCCGCCGACUGGUGGGCUCUAGGCAUUAUGGCCAUUGAAUUACUGUCGAUGGAGACCCCUUUCGGUACCAACGAUGAAAAUGGAACUAUCAUAAAUAGAAUUAUGAACGAGGAACCGUAUAUGCCUGCAGAUAUUUCAACAGAAAUGAAAGAUUUCCUAACGAAGAUUUUACAUAAAGAUCCUUCCAUUCGAUUGGGUGGUAGCGAGGCUCGAGCAACGGAAUUAAAGAAGCAUAAGCUAUUCGAUGAUCUCGACUGGGACAGACUGAAAAGGAGGGAAAUUGCAUGUCCAGCUGAUCCUCCGAAAAUAACACAUCCAUUCGAUACACAAAAUUUUAGUGUAGAAUUUACACAGCAGCCACCUACGUAUUCGCCCACUGACACGCCACAAAAUUCAUUUUUAACCUUCAAAGGAUACUCGUAUAUCGCCCCAGAAUUGCAACCUGCUCAUAAUUUGAUUGGCGACAACUGGAACUCAUUUGCACGGCACAUUCUAAACAAUUGCGAUCCGAAUUCAGAGUUCCAUAAAAAAUACAAAUUUACAUCGCAUCAACCACUUGGUACCGGUAAGUCGUCGACGUGCAUGAAGUGCUACAAUUCAUCUGACGACAAUUACUAUGCGGUUAAGAUUUACAAACGUAUGGGCCAAAAUGAGAAUGAAAUUGAUUUUUUGCAAAAAGCAGCUCAUGUGUCGGGUGUAGUUCAAAUGGUUGAACUGCUUACUGAUUCAAAGUGUACAUAUCUGGUCAUGGAACUGAUUGACGGUGUGAAUUUGCUGGAAUGUUUUAGUACAACGAUUUCGUAUGCAGGAUUGUUUUGCGAAGCCAUUGAUAAAAUAUUGGAAAUUUUGGAAAACGUCCAUGAAAUUAAAUAUACACACCGCCGCAUUUGCUUCAAAAACAUAUACUUUUUGAAACAAAGCAGAGAAUUUCGCUUCAUCGGCUUCGGUAAUACCAAGCCAAUAACUGGAGCACAAGACAAACAGAUCGAUUAUUGGUCGAUGGGCGUAUGCCUUUAUACGCUAUUGUGUGGUCAUUCACCAUUUAACUCGUCAAUUAUUGAUGUUGCUGCCAAAUUAAUCGAAAAUAACAAGUUUGAUGAGAACUCUAAGCAAUGGUCAGCAUUGCACAGAGACGUUAAAGGUUAUAUCCUGCAAUUGCUUCGUAGUUCGACUUCGACUUACAGUUCGGGUGCAUUGAAGAAUGUGAAAGAUAUUUCCUUUGUAGUCCAUUGUAGUAAAGAGCUACUAGACGAAAAUAAGAACGUUGUCGAAAUUCGUGCCCGCAAAUUGGAAACUAAAACUGUUAUUGAAACUCAAGUAAACUCUGAGGUUAAUGGCAACAUGCCGGUUGACAUUCAGGACAGUAUAAUGAAUGUAGAGGCGAACGACAUCGAUAAACCUCAAUUACCGAGAAUCAUUGCUGAAGAAUCUGAAAACAAUAAACUUAAUGGUCACUUGCAGAAUUUGAGUUCCAAGCGCAGAAUAAGUCGAAUAGUUGAAGAUGAACCGAACAAGUACAAAAAGUUGAAGCGAGUCAACGUUGAAUCAGGAAGUUCAUUUUAA
Bradysia coprophila is the source of this 1773-nucleotide messenger RNA. RefSeq lists its product as uncharacterized. Gene Ontology annotation, molecular function: protein serine/threonine kinase activity; ATP binding. The record is from RefSeq and is a predicted model, not a curated record. NCBI's taxonomy places the organism in Eukaryota, Metazoa, Arthropoda, Insecta, Diptera, Sciaridae. Gene Ontology annotation, biological process: protein phosphorylation.